UUGUUUUUUUUUUCCCCAUAUUUUUUCCCUCUCGUUGAAACCAUAAAACCAACGAGUUACAGUAAACCCUAGAAAUGGCGAUUGCAAGAACUGGGGUGUUCGUCGAUGACUAUUUGGAGUAUGCAAGCACAUUGCCGGCAGAGCUUCAGAGGCUUCUCAAUACCAUACGAGAACUCGACGAACGGUCCCAAUCCAUGAUAAAUCAGACGAGGCAGCAGACGAAGUACUGCUUGGGGUUGUCCUCUCAGAGCUCAAAGAAAGGGAAUCCUGAAGAAGAUGAGGUCGCAUUUGAAAAAAUGAGAAAAGAUAUUGAGGCAAAUCAGGACAAUGCACUGAGCCUGUGCACCGAGAAAGUUUUAUUGGCACAACAAGCGUUUGACCUUAUAGAUAGCCAUGUGAAGCGUCUUGAUGAGGAUCUGACCAAUUUUGCAGAAGAUCUAAAGCAAGAGGGUAAAAUAUCACCAGAUGAGCCAGCAAUCCUUCCACCAUUACCUAUAGUCCCAAAAAAUGAAAAACGCAAGUUCCUUUAUGGAACACCUCAACCAAAGAGGGUAGAUUAUAGAGACAGGGAUUGGGAUCGAGAGCGUGAUAGGGAUUUUGAGCUGAUGCCACCCCCAGGAAGUCAUAGAAAGGAUUUUGCCACUCCCCUUGAUGUUGAUCAACCCAUUGAUCCAAAUGAACCCACAUACUGUGUCUGCCAUCAGGUAUCCUUUGGAGACAUGAUUGCCUGUGACAAUGAAAAUUGCCAAGGAGGCGAAUGGUUCCACUACUCAUGUGUUGGGCUCACACCAGAGACCAGAUUCAAAGGAAAGUGGUAUUGUCCAACCUGCAGGCUAUUACCGCAGCCCUGUUGAGUUGCUUCAGCAGAUGACACAGGCAGUGCUGUUUUCAAUAUUUUUUUGCAUGGCGAAGAGAACUCAGGACAAAAAGUUCUGAUUUAUGAUGUGUAUUCAAGGCCUGGGAAAUCUGUUAUUUUUUUCUGCUGGCUGUGGAAUUGAUUACUGGGAGGGUCACUAAUUUCAACAUCAAUGGAGAGGGGGAAGAAAAGGAAAAUGUUUCUGGCCUUCAGGGGAUUUGGUAGACUGGUAGUCACUUCCCUACUCUGUUAUUCCCUUAUUCCAAUUGACGCUGUUCGAUUAAAACUUGAAGCAGCUGUAGCCUGUACUUAGGAAAGCAUUUGGAUGUGGUUUAGAAAAAGGUAGCUAAUACUAAUAUAAUAUUUGGCAGGGCAGUAGUAUGGAUCAAAAUUACCAGUGUUCAUUCAUUCUGUUCAA
This is a messenger RNA of Vitis riparia (riverbank grape), 1274 nucleotides long. RefSeq names its product PHD finger protein ING2. The coding region runs from base 75 to 854 and encodes 259 amino acids. The transcript has 7 exons. Lineage: Eukaryota; Viridiplantae; Streptophyta; Magnoliopsida; Vitales; Vitaceae. The record is from RefSeq and is a predicted model, not a curated record. Gene Ontology annotation, cellular component: nucleus.